Molecule: messenger RNA, 1035 nt
Organism: Glycine soja
Lineage: Eukaryota; Viridiplantae; Streptophyta; Magnoliopsida; Fabales; Fabaceae
Product: nodulin-44
Exons: 2
Coding region: 16-819 (267 amino acids)
Source: RefSeq, a predicted model, not a curated record
AAUGAGUAUAAAUACAUGAGCACCCACCAAAUUAGUCUCAAAUUAAGUAAGAAAAUGGAGGAGAAAAUAUUAAUGAGAGUGAUAGUAAUUACCGUAUUCCUAUUUAUAGGUGCAGCAACUGCAGAAGAUGCAGCAGCUGAGGCGUAUGAGUCUCCUAAAUUAAAAAAGUUGAUAACAGAUUGCACUGGGCAUGUUGGUGAAACAUGCAGUACUACUACUAGUAGUAGUGGAAGUGAAGCAUUAAUGCAGAAGCAGGAUGGGUUGGCUCUUUGCCUUUUGGAUUCUAUGGAGAGAUGCUUGCUAGACCAUCAAACAAAUGUUGGAACUCUUGGAGACCUAAUUAUACUUCCACCCUUUCCACCAAGACCUCCAGUAGAUCCUAACAUAAUUCCAUUUCCAAGACCUCCAAACAUAGUUCCAUUUAUAAAACGUCGUCGCUCCAAAUUAGAUAACCAUCAAACAGAUGCUGGAACUCUUGGAAGAGUAAUUCCACUUCCACCGAUUCGACCAGGACCGCCAUUAAAAAUAAUUCCAUUUCCAGGAACUAACAUAGUUCCAUUUCCAAAACCUUACAUUCCUCAUUCAUACAAUACAAUUACGAACCUUCUUGGCGCACGACGUGAUCAAGUUCAAGAUUUGCCACUCCUCAUUCAGACUACACAAUUACGAACCGUCUUGGGAAUCUGUAGUCAUGUCACUGCACGAACUUGUCUCACUGCUCCAAAUGUUGCUACAUCAGAUUUAGAGGCUUGUCUCACUCCUUCCAUGAAUCAAUGCGUCUAUCCUCCUGGAGCUGAAUCUGGUAGCCCGCCAAUAUAAUUAGGGCAUACAGGAAAAUAUGUUGGAAGAAUAAAUGGACAUGUCAACUAGAUUUAAGCAAGCUAGCUUGUUUUAUGAUGAAGGAUUUUGUAUCCCUUCAAAAUUCCAAUAGCUGCAUCACUGGCAUGCAUAAAUAAAUAGCUGAAUGUUACGAACGAUAUGGUGUUCCUACUAAAUAAAUAGUCAUAAAAAAGGCUUAUUUCUAUUUUUCUUGGA